CGGCGCCGGGUUGAGGCAGCGGGCCGGCCAGCAGCCGCCCGCGAGGCCGAGCUCGGCCGCGAGCGCGGGCGGGCGGCCGUGGCGGCCCGAGGAGCCGGCCAGAGGGCGAAGGAGUACACGGCCGAGCAGUGGCGGGAGUUCCGCAAGUUCGAGUCCCGGUGGUGGUACCACGAGCUGGAGUAUUACUUCCACUUCGGCCCGGAGGACGAGGCGAGGGCGCUGGAGGUGCUCGGCGCCCACGCCAGCGAGCUUGGCGGCGGAAGUGUUGGCAGCGGCGCGGCGGAGGGCGCAGGCGCAGCAGCGCUGGAGCGGGCGCCUCCAGAGGUGCGCGCGCUGUGCCGCCUCGUGGACGAGGUGGUCCCGCGCCUUAGGCCGGCGCACCUGGGCACCGUGCUGGUGGGCUUCGAUUCCCUGGCCGUGGCGCGGCUGGCGUACAGCAUCAAAGCCCGGCUUGGCAAGGUUAUCAGCAUUGCGGCCUUGCGGGAGGCCCGGACCGUGGACGACCUUGCCGCCGCGGUGGCGCCGCUGGAGGACCUGCGCAGUGCCGCGCCGCAGGCCGCGGACGACGUCGGCCAGGAAUACGCUGUGUGGUUCUCCCCCGGCCAGUACGUGCCCAUGGGCGCCUGGGUGCUCCGCAGCGACGAGCCCAUCGACGUUGCCGCCAUGGAGAGUGCGGUGCGCGGGCUCGUGGACCGCCACUCGGCCCUCCGAGCAGGCCUUGUCGACCCGCUGCGCUACAUGAGCGUCCUCUACGACGCGAGCACCCUGUGGACCCUCUACGCCCCGCUCCUGCUUACGUCGGGCCUGCCCUUCGUAGGCCUGCUGCGGCGGCUGGUGUCCUGGGCGCUGUGGCGCUGCUGGCCGCGCAUCCGAUGCCACGACCGCGAGCAGGUCUACGCCGAGAGGUAUCCAGAGGCCCGCACGCCGUUCCAGGUGGUCCACAGGGAUGCCCACGGGAGGCCGCUCCGAGGCCAGCUGCAGGUCGAGCGCACGAUCAAGUCGCGGGCGCGGGGGCUCAAGCUGCCCAUCGAGAUAAGCGUCGUCGAGGUGGCGUGCCACCUCGUCGACGUGUGGUGCUGGGAGGCGCGCGAGUACCCCAAGCUGACCGCCGGACGGGCCACGAUCGUCCGCAGGACGGGCGAGCCCAUCGUCCACGACGGCUCGGACCUGGUGUACGUCAGCGCGGGGGGCCUCGGGCCCCAAGAGGCUGGAUCCAUGCUCCGCUGGUCGGCACAGGGCUUGCCAAACCACCUCUUGCGCGCGCAGUUCAUGGACUUGCAAGCGGUGCAGACCUUCGACCAUGCGCUUUUCGCGAGGCAGGCCACGGGCACCCAAGAUUUCGCCAGCGCCGUGGCAGCGUACAGCGCCAAGUCCUGCGGAGGCGCAGGCGCCAGGGCAUUCACGCUGCUGCCUACGAUGCCAGAGCACGGCGGACGCACUGUCAGAACAAAUCCCGUGACGGGCUUGUUCGGAGCGAUGCAUGAGCCCGACCAGCGCCACGCCAUCACAUGCGAAACGGGGUCCACCUGCACCGCGCGGAACGACAGCAUCCGCGACCUGCUGAUGCGCUGGCUGGCCAGGAGGGUCCCUGGUCUGGUGCGCACCGAGCAGACAGUGCCACAGUGGCUCCGGUGGCGCCGACACCCAGCGACGGGCCAGGAACGCCUGGAGCCAGCAAUGCUGGACGUCGAAUGGGGCGACCAGGGGGCGUGGCACGUCGUGGACGUGGCGGUCAGGAACCCCGCCUCCAGCGAGCCGCGCGAGGAGCGGGCCAGGGCGGUCCACGCAGGCUUGGCGGCCGAGGGCGCCGCGCGCGGCAAGCAGCUGCGGUGCCCGCCUGGGCCGACCACGCCACCGUGGACACCCUUUGCGGUGGAGACAGGAGGCCCGAGUGGGCAGGCCGCCAAGCAGCUGGUCCUGGACAGGUUGGGCCACCGGAAAGGCGAGGCAUGCGCCAGCGCCGACGCAACGGCCACUUUGUAA
Messenger RNA from Prorocentrum cordatum, 1983 nucleotides. The record is from the annotation of a GenBank genome assembly. NCBI's taxonomy places the organism in Eukaryota, Dinophyceae, Prorocentrales, Prorocentraceae.